CUGGGUAAACAAUCGUAAUGAGGCUCCAUCCUCCUGGUCGGCCGCGUCUCCAUCACCACUUCAGAUCAUCAGGCAGCACGCUCGUUGCUCGCGGCGGCAACACGUAUUCGUCACACUCUCGCCGUCAGUGCCUGCUCUCUAGGCAGCUUGAAACCGACGGUGAGAGAGGCUCACUCUCCACGGCCAGAACCGCGGACCAAUUGAGUCAAGCCACGGUCACGGCAGUGCGCCCGGUUUCCUCCAGACUGUGGCCUUGUCAUUAUCUUCAAAAGCAUAUAUCCCCACACCAACCGGAUUAGCCCAAGCGAAAGAGCAUGGGAGCAUGAGUGCACCUCGGCCAAGACCCUUCACCGCGAGCAGCAGAGACUACUCAUCACAUUAGGGAACGGGGGUCGCUCCUCGACACCUACGUAAGACUCUAAGAUUCCCGCCGCUACCGGCUGCCUAUAGUUCAUGCUUGAUGGUGGUGGGCGAAUUCGCGCCUGCCAAACCACAUGUUCAAUGGCCGUGUCCCGGCCCCCCCCCCCCACCCCCC
This is a messenger RNA of Colletotrichum navitas, 535 nucleotides long. RefSeq lists its product as uncharacterized. NCBI's taxonomy places the organism in Eukaryota, Fungi, Ascomycota, Sordariomycetes, Glomerellales, Glomerellaceae. The record is from RefSeq and is a predicted model, not a curated record. The transcript has a single exon. Bases 18 to 299 code for a protein of 93 amino acids.